GGAAUAUUGACCAUUGAUCUGUGGCGAAUCUUCUCCUGACUCAACUCUUCCCCGCUUCUCCUAUCUCCAUCUCUUUAUCUUCCUCUCCUUCGCCUCUCUAUCCUCUCCUCUACAACCACCCAAGCCAAACAAUCAACAACUUCCAUCAACCACCCAAAUCACACAAAAAAACAUUACUUGUUCAAAAAACAUGGCAGCAACAAUGCAUCGACCAUCUCUCUCCCUCGACAUGAACAACCUUCCUCCCCUAACAACACCCGUCACCCCAACCAACACCCUCCUCCUCACCGACCUUCAAAACCUCACCUAUUUCCAACCCGCCACCCUCGCCGAGAUCCGCACCCUCCUCAACACUCUCGCACCGCUCAACUCCUUCUCCCCACUGCCCUCCCUCCGCCGCAUCAUCUGCUCCUUCACAAGCACCGACUCCGCCAUCUUCGUGCGCAAACACUUCGAGUCGACCCCCCUGACCCUAACCACAAGCGUCAGCGCCCAAACAACACACCUCAAACCCAAAGUCUACUUCGGCGAACCCACGCCCCUCCUCCAAGACGGCGACAACAACCGCCCCAAGCUCCUCGAAGCCCCCCAACUCGACAAGCUCUUCUUCAUCAGCCCCCCGCCCAGCCCGCCCCACGGCUGGGUCAUGCGCACCGAGGAACCCCCCAACAAGGAAGUCCACGCCAGCGACCUCGCCUCUGCCCUCGCGCAGCUCCAAAACCAACAAUCUCCCCACCAACAGCCACAACAACAACCGCAAUACCACCCCCAGCAAGACGCCGCGGCGCCUCUCGACCCAGACACUCCCAUGUCAAUGACGUCCGACUCAAAGCGCACAGGCUCGUGGCCCGCUGACAUCAGCGCCCACGCUCGCUCCCGCUCCGGAAGCACCCUCAUCUACCACCCCCAGGACCACGGCAGCAGUCCCCAUCUACCAGCCGUCAUGGUCGAGGAUACGACCGUUCCUUCCGUGGUGUUGUCCCCCGAUGAUACAGACGUCGAGAUGAGCCCUGUCGAGAUGGGCGGACCUGUACAGCAGAAGCCGCCGAAGACGUCGCGCCCGCCGGUUGAGUUGAUGGAGUGAUUUUGUUUCCACCUCAUUGUUCCAUAUACGUUUUUUCCUGUUUUUUUUUGCCCUUUUUGGGGUUCAUUAAAGGAGUCAGGUUUGUUCGGGUUAGCGUUUUAUGUUUACCAUUUCCUUAUUUGUGAUGUCUCUUCAAAUUGCCUGGCAUGGCAUGCAUGAAUUAAUUGUUUUUUUCUUCUCAUUUUCUGUUGCUUCUUUUUUCUGUCUUGCAUUGACAUACGGGAUUACAUUACAUUUUCCGGAGUUGGGGAUAUACUACGUCUAUCUAAUACUUGGUAUCACUACCACAACUAUAUACGUGCAAGCGACUACAAUCAAGCAAAUUACGCAACA
Messenger RNA from Aspergillus candidus, 1417 nucleotides. It is a transcript of the gene cbpA, whose product is annotated as putative calcineurin binding protein. Gene Ontology annotation, cellular component: cytoplasm; nucleus. The transcript has a single exon. The coding region runs from base 191 to 1084 and encodes 297 amino acids. Gene Ontology annotation, molecular function: calcium-dependent protein serine/threonine phosphatase regulator activity. Lineage: Eukaryota; Fungi; Ascomycota; Eurotiomycetes; Eurotiales; Aspergillaceae. The record is from RefSeq and is a predicted model, not a curated record. Gene Ontology annotation, biological process: calcium-mediated signaling.